Sorghum bicolor (sorghum) is the source of this 1164-nucleotide messenger RNA. RefSeq names its product cysteine proteinase inhibitor 12. Gene Ontology annotation, molecular function: cysteine-type endopeptidase inhibitor activity. Bases 122 to 844 code for a protein of 240 amino acids. Lineage: Eukaryota; Viridiplantae; Streptophyta; Magnoliopsida; Poales; Poaceae. The record is from RefSeq and is a predicted model, not a curated record. The transcript has 4 exons.
GGCCGUUGUUCCCCUUCCACUGCCCGUUGCCUCCGCACUCCGCAGGUGCAAAAAAGGCCGAAGGCAAACCCCCCACGAAGCAAAGCAACCGCCAGACUUCGCCGUACUCCACCACCAGAGCAUGCGCGUUGCCGCGACCCGACUCGCCGCCGCUCCCCCUCCGAUCCGCUUCCUCUUCCUCCUGGUGCUCCUCGGUUCCGCGAUCGGAGCAGCCAUGGCCGGCCACGUCCUCGGCGGCGUGAAGGAGAACCCCGCCGCCGCCAACAGCGCCGAAUCCGACGGGCUCGGCCGCUUCGCCGUCGACGAGCACAACAAGCGCGAGAACGCGCUGCUGGAGUUCGUGCGCGUGGUGGAGGCCAAGGAGCAGGUGGUGGCCGGCACGCUGCACCACCUCACGCUCGAGGCCAUCGAGGCGGGGAAGAAGAAGCUCUACGAGGCCAAGGUCUGGGUCAAGCCAUGGCUCAACUUCAAGGAGCUCCAGGAUUUCAGCCACAAAGGGGAGGCCACCACGUUCACUAACGCCGACCUCGGCGCCAAGAAAGGUGAACAUGAGCCUGGUUGGCGUGAGGUUCCUAUAGAGGAUCCUGUGGUCAAAGAUGCUGCACACCAUGCUGUGAAAUCAAUCCAAGAGAGAUCCAACUCCCUGUUUCCCUAUGAACUUCUCGAGAUUGUUCGUGCCAAGGCACAGGUUGUGGAGGACUUUGCAAAAUUUGAUAUUCUGAUGAAACUGAAGAGAGGCAGCAAGGAGGAGAAGAUCAAAGCCGAGGUCCACAAGAGCCUGGAAGGGGCUUUUGUGCUAAACAAGCAUCAGCCGGCGGAGCAUGAGGAGUCGAGCAGCCAGUGAACUGACGUAGCUGACAGCUUACAUAAAUAAAAUAAAGAGAAAACGUGGCCACUCCGGUUUUAUCUGGAUAUCGUGUAUUGUCGAUGGUCGUUUCUGGCUUGGCUUCCGAAUGCAGCAUGCAUGCCAGUGCUGUUCCAACUCGUUGGAAGACAGGUGGUACCUGCUGUUGCUCUUGCUGUUAUAAUAGGCAUUGGAAUUUGUGAAUUUCGGGAGCUUAUCUGUUCGUAUCAUGUUGUUUAAUGUGAUGGGUCGUAUGUGGAUAUAUGUUAUGCCAAUACAUUUUGCCUUUUGGUUGCUUGCGAGCAGUGUAUGCCAAGUUA